Rattus rattus (black rat) is the source of this 2127-nucleotide messenger RNA. It is a transcript of the gene Acvr2b, whose product is annotated as activin A receptor type 2B. The record is from RefSeq and is a predicted model, not a curated record. Gene Ontology annotation, biological process: cellular response to growth factor stimulus; protein phosphorylation; activin receptor signaling pathway. Gene Ontology annotation, cellular component: plasma membrane; activin receptor complex. Gene Ontology annotation, molecular function: activin receptor activity; ATP binding; activin binding. Bases 452 to 1990 code for a protein of 512 amino acids. The transcript is spliced from 11 exons. Lineage: Eukaryota; Metazoa; Chordata; Mammalia; Rodentia; Muridae.
CGCCCGCCUCUUUGUAUCCAACAUCCGGGUUUCCCCGCUGGCUCGGCUCCGUGGCCACCGCUCAGGAGCCAUUUUGGACUCGGUUCAGCUCCCCUCCCCCACCCCCCCCCGUUCAUGGCCCCUCCGGACUCGGCCCCUGCGCCCGGGGCCCGGGCCCAGCCCCGUUGCGCCAUGCCCGCUUCCGGGCGCGCCCUGGCCCGCCCCGCCGCCGCCCCCCGGCUCCCGCGUCGCCCCAUAGCCCGGGCCGCACUGUGCGCCGCCCGCAGCGGCCCUGAGCCCCUAUCCCCGCACGCUGCCUGGGAACCGUAGCGCAGAAGCGCGCGCGCCUGGAAGCGAGACCCAGAGAAGGAGCGGGAAGCAGAGCGCAGCCGCCGCCGGGCCCUGCGCGCCCCGGGAGCGCAGCGCGGCCUGCCCGCGGGCUCCGGGUGUCCGCGGGGCGGCGCCGCGGAACAUGACGGCGCCCUGGGCGGCCCUCGCCCUUCUCUGGGGAUCGCUGUGCGCCGGUUCCGGGCGAGGGGAAGCUGAGACUCGGGAGUGCAUCUACUACAACGCCAACUGGGAGCUGGAACGCACCAACCAGAGCGGCCUGGAGCGCUGCGAGGGGGAACAGGACAAGCGGCUGCACUGCUAUGCCUCGUGGCGCAACAGCUCGGGCACCAUCGAGCUGGUGAAGAAGGGCUGCUGGCUAGAUGACUUCAAUUGCUACGACAGGCAGGAGUGUGUGGCCACUGAGGAGAACCCCCAGGUGUAUUUCUGCUGCUGUGAAGGCAACUUCUGCAACGAGCGCUUCACCCAUUUGCCGGAGCCUGGAGGCCCAGAAGUCACGUACGAGCCACCCCCGACAGCCCCCACCCUGCUCACGGUGCUGGCCUAUUCGCUGCUGCCCAUUGGAGGCCUCUCUCUCAUCGUCCUGCUGGCCUUCUGGAUGUACCGACAUCGAAAGCCUCCCUACGGCCACGUGGACAUCCAUGAGGACCCUGGGCCUCCUCCCCCAUCCCCUCUGGUGGGCCUGAAGCCGCUACAGUUGCUGGAGAUCAAGGCUCGAGGUCGCUUUGGCUGUGUCUGGAAGGCUCAGCUCAUGAACGACUUUGUGGCUGUGAAGAUCUUCCCACUUCAGGACAAGCAGUCGUGGCAGAGUGAACGGGAGAUCUUCAGCACGCCGGGCAUGAAGCACGAAAACCUCCUGCAGUUCAUUGCUGCAGAGAAACGAGGCUCCAACCUGGAGGUGGAGCUGUGGCUCAUCACAGCCUUCCACGACAAGGGCUCCCUCACGGAUUACCUCAAGGGGAACAUCAUCACGUGGAACGAACUGUGUCAUGUGGCAGAGACGAUGUCACGAGGCCUCUCGUACCUGCAUGAGGAUGUGCCAUGGUGUCGUGGCGAGGGCCACAAGCCUUCUAUUGCCCACAGGGACUUCAAAAGCAAGAAUGUUCUGCUGAAGAGCGACCUCACCGCGGUGCUGGCCGACUUUGGCCUGGCUGUUCGGUUUGAGCCGGGGAAGCCUCCAGGGGAUACCCAUGGGCAGGUUGGCACCAGACGGUACAUGGCCCCCGAGGUGCUGGAGGGGGCCAUCAACUUCCAGAGAGACGCCUUCCUGCGUAUCGACAUGUACGCCAUGGGCCUGGUGCUGUGGGAGCUCGUUUCUCGUUGCAAGGCCGCAGAUGGGCCUGUCGAUGAGUACAUGCUGCCCUUCGAGGAAGAGAUUGGCCAACACCCUUCACUGGAGGAGCUUCAGGAGGUGGUUGUCCACAAGAAGAUGAGGCCCACCAUUAAGGAUCACUGGCUGAAACAUCCGGGCCUGGCCCAGCUCUGCGUGACCAUCGAGGAGUGCUGGGACCAUGAUGCAGAGGCUCGUCUGUCUGCAGGCUGUGUGGAAGAGCGGGUAUCCCUGAUCAGGAGGUCGGUCAAUGGCUCUACCUCGGACUGUCUCGUCUCUCUGGUGACCUCCGUCACCAACGUGGACCUGCUCCCUAAAGAGUCCAGCAUCUAAGCCCAGGACACUAGCGUUUCUCCAGACUCAGUGGAUCUGAAGAAGAAAAAAAAAAAAGGAAAAAAAAGUUGUGUUUUGUUUUGGAAAUCCCAUAAAACCAACAAACACAUAAAGUGCAGCUGCUAUUUUUCCCUUGA